AUGACAGACGCCACAACCACCAAGGCCCUCAGGGUGGCCAUCGUAGGCGCCGGCAUCGCAGGCCUGACAACAGCCAAGGCCCUGCGCCACUUCUACCCCAAGGAGGCAGUUGACAUCAAGGUCUACGACAAGGCAAAAGCGCUUAGCGAGGUCGGCGCCAGCAUCGGCGUCCACACGAGCGGCCUCAGGAUUCUCGACAGACUCGGCGUCCACGCCGCCCUCGACGAUUCCAUCUGCAUCCGCCAGUCCAGCGGCUCGCCCAUAGCCUUCAGGCACUGGUCCACCGAUGAGGUCCUGGGGAUGCAGGACAGCAAGGUGGAGGGCGGCAUCGAGGAGAAGUAUCGCCCUGCUAGGUUCCACCGUGCUCACCUGCAGCAGGUAUUGGUCGAGGCGCUCCCCGAGGAUGUCGAGUUGAGGCUGGCGACCAAGCUGUCUGCGACUCGUGUCAGCCCAGGCAGUGCUGACCCAGUCACCUUGUCCUUUGAGGACGGGAGCAGCGAGGCUGCGGACUUGCUGAUUGCGGGUGAUGGCGUCUACUCCAAGAUCAGGGCCAGCUACGUCCCCGAUGCUGAGGUCAAGUGGCUGGGCAUGAUCGCCUUCCGCGCUGCCUUCGAUGCUGCCCUGGUUCAGGGGAUAGAAGGGCUCCCUGCAGACGCUGUACGCUGGAGUGGUCCUGACGACAGGAAUUUUGUGUCUGGACGACUAGGCAAGGGCAAAUACGCCAUCGUAGCCCUCCACAACGCCGACCCCAACGACCCAAGAGACCCCUUCUGCAGCGCCGAGUGGGACCAGACGACCAGCCUGGAGCUCUUCAGGAGCCUCUACGGGGACUGGAACCCCAUCGUCCGAGGCGUGGCCAACGCAGCCCCUUACAUCAAGACCUACCCCAUGUGCGCCGUCACCCCGCUCGACACCUUCGUCUUCGACAGCCACGUCGCCCUCCUCGGCGACGCGGCCCACGCCCACGGCGGCGGCGUGGCCAUCGGCGGCUCCCUCGCCAUCAACGACGCCUACGCCCUCGCGCUGGCCCUGACGCACGUCUGGCCCCCUUCCUCCUCCUCCUCCGCGUCCCCGUCGCCAAAGCCCGCCCAGCAGCAGCUGGAAAGGGUCCUGAGGCUGUACGACGAGACCCGCCGCCCGCUCGUCAACCGGCUGCUGGCGGGCGUCCACGCCCUCGCGCAGAAGAGGCGGUGGAUGGCCGAGAAGAAGACGGUCGACGGCGCGGGGGAGACGGACGAGCAGCUCCGGGCGAGGAUUGCCAACAGGCCCGACCUGAGCUGGUUGACGGAGCAUGAUGUCGAGGCCGAGUUUGAGAAGGUCGUCGCCCGGGUUGAGGCUGUUUGAGUGUGAGGUUUGCUCGUGCCGCGUGGACUGAAUACCAAUUCGAGAGCAGUGUGGAAAAUCUAAGAAGCCAUCGUUUCCGAGCGAGUCCUGCUACUGGAC
Diaporthe batatas is the source of this 1443-nucleotide messenger RNA. RefSeq lists its product as uncharacterized. The transcript has 3 exons. NCBI's taxonomy places the organism in Eukaryota, Fungi, Ascomycota, Sordariomycetes, Diaporthales, Diaporthaceae. Gene Ontology annotation, molecular function: monooxygenase activity; FAD binding. The record is from RefSeq and is a predicted model, not a curated record. Bases 1 to 1344 code for a protein of 447 amino acids.